Hypomesus transpacificus is the source of this 4948-nucleotide messenger RNA. RefSeq names its product SEC31 homolog B, COPII coat complex component (gene sec31b). The record is from RefSeq and is a predicted model, not a curated record. NCBI's taxonomy places the organism in Eukaryota, Metazoa, Chordata, Actinopteri, Osmeriformes, Osmeridae. Gene Ontology annotation, cellular component: endoplasmic reticulum exit site; COPII vesicle coat. Gene Ontology annotation, molecular function: structural molecule activity; protein binding. Gene Ontology annotation, biological process: COPII-coated vesicle cargo loading; endoplasmic reticulum to Golgi vesicle-mediated transport; intracellular protein transport.
AAAUGAGGAUAUCGAUAAUAUCGGCCACCGUAGAUUUGGACAGCAAAAAAAGGCUACGUUGGGAGUGCCAGUUAGCGUACUAGCUAGGUUGAAUCAAUCCUUACUUCAUGAUUGCCUUGCGUGACUGUAAUCAAAGAUUUAGUUAGCCAGAAACGAACCCAGCUGAGGAAAAUGAAGCUGAAAGAAAUUCAGAGGACUGCCCACCAGUCAUGGAGUCCUGCCUCUCACCAUCCCAUUUCUCUGGCCUUGGGCACGUCAGCACAACAGUUGGAUGCCUCAUUCAACACUACUGCUGCCCUAGAAAUAUUUGAGUUGGAUUUUGCAGACCCCUCUCUGGAAAUGAAACUCAAAGGUUCCCUUCCUUCAUCUAAUAGAUUACACAGUCUCAUCUGGGUGGAUUUUGAAACGGGAGAAGAUGGGACAGGAGGAAGGCUAAUUGGAGGCAGUGAAAAUGGCACAGUAACAGUUUACAGCCCGGGGGCCAUAGUAACCCCUGGAGCAGAAGCAGUGAUAGGACAGUCUGACAAGCACACUGGCCCCGUCAGAGCACUAGACUUCAACCCUUUUCAGAGUAACCUUCUUGCAUCGGGGGCAAAUGAUUCAGAGAUCUAUAUCUGGGACCUAAAUAACUUCAACAAUCCAAUGACACCGGGAACAAAGUCUCAGCUAUGUGAGCCUCCUGAAGAUGUCAGUGUUGUGUCCUGGAAUAGACAGGUUCAGCACAUCCUGGCCUCAGCCAACCCCAGUGGAAAAGCAGUUGUCUGGGACCUGAGGAAGAAUGAGCCUAUUAUCAAGAUCAGUGACCACAGUAACAGGAUGCACUGCUCAGGCAUGCUCUGGCACCCAGAGGUGGCCACACAGUUGGUUCUGGCCUCUGAGGACGACCGGCUGCCAGUCAUUCAGAUGUGGGACCUUCGCUUUGCCACAUCACCUCUCAAAGUCCUGGAGAACCACACAAGGGGAAUUCUCUCCAUAUCCUGGAGCCAAGCUGACCCAGAGCUGCUGCUCAGUAGCGCUAAAGACAACCGGAUCUUGUGCUGGAACCCUAACACUGGCGAAGUCAUUUAUGAGUUGCCCACAACCAACCAGUGGUGCUUUGACGUGCAGUGGUGCCCCAGGAACCCAGCCCUGCUGUCUGCAGCCUCCUUCGACGGCAGGAUCAGUGUCUACUCCGUGAUGGGAGGAAGCCUGGAAGCUCAGCAGCAGAGCACCGCCCAUAUGAUCUCGUCCUCAUUUGACACCAUGGAUCCCUUUGGGACCGGACAGGCUCUGCCCCCUCUGCAGGUCCCACAGCCUGCAACCCAGACCACCAUCGUUCCCCCGCUGAAGAAGCCCCCAAAGUGGGUGCGCAGGCCUGUGGGGGCUUCAUUUGCUUUUGGUGGGAAGCUCAUUACCUUCGACAGCGCCAAGCCUCCUCAGGUCCAGAGUCCUCAGGUCCUCCCCAGGCAGGUGUUCGUCAGCCAGGUCACCACGGAGACAGAGUUCCUGCAGCGCUCCCGGGAGCUCCAGAUGGCGCUGCAGUCUGGAUCCUUCUCCAGCUAUUGCCAGGCUAAGAUCCACAGCACCACCUCCGACUCUGAUAAAGACUUGUGGAAAUUCCUCCUGGUGAACUUCGAAGAUGAGGCACGGGUUAAGUUUCUGAGACUUUUGGGUUUCAGCAAAGAUGAGUUGGACAGAAAGAUUUCAACCUGCUUGGGAAAGAGCCUGCAGCCGAAUGGCCACGGUGUGGAUGCCAGUGACCUGGCUGAGAAGAUGCAGCAGCUCUCUGCGCAGAGGUCAGAUGAGACCAGUGGUGCUGGCAGUGGCAGCAUGACAUCCGGUUCAGCUUCCCCUUCUGACUUCUUCAGUCAGAUACCACAGAAGAAAACAGUCUUCCAAAUCCCUGUUUCAGCCGACACGGACGGGCUGAUCAGCCAGGCUCUUCUAGUGGGGAACUUUGCAGGAGCCGUUGAUCUGUGUCUUAACGACGGUCGCUAUGCAGAGGCCAUCCUGCUUGCCAUUAGUGGAGGAGAAGAUCUGCUCAAGAAAACCCAGCAGAGAUAUUUGGACAAGCAGAGGAGCAGUAUCUCAAUGCUGAUCUCGUCUGUGGUGACCCAGAACUGGGCUGACAUCGUCCAUAGCUGUGAUCUGGACAACUGGAAAGAGGCCCUUGCCGCUCUCCUAACCUACGCUCACCCGGAAGAGUUUGCCCAUCUGUGUGACACGCUUGGAGUACGUCUAGAAGCUCAGGGGACGGAGAAACACCGGCUGCAAGCCUGCCUGUGCUACAUCUGCUCUGGAAACAUUGAGAAGUUAGUGGAGUGCUGGGUCAUGCAGAGAGACUGCUCCUCUCCCCUCGUCUUGGAGGAUCUUGUGGAGAAGGUGAUGAUCCUGCGCAAGUCCAUCGAGCUCCUGCGGAAAGGCGAGGUAGCGGUGAAGAGCCUGGUCCUGGCCGACAAGCUCACUCAGUACGCCGGCCUCCUGGCCUCGCAAGGCAGCCUGGCCACCGCCAUGUCCUACCUCCCAGAGAGCCCCGACCAGGCAGGAAUCAUGAUGAUGAGAGAUAGGCUGUUCCAUGCCCAGGGCGAGGCGGCCGUUGGUCCCCGGCCGCCUGUCCCCUACAACAGAGUCAACAUGGGAGCGACCAAGCCUUCUGCUGCUUCCCCCCCGCAACCACAAGCACAGGAAGCCCCGAGCACGGGAGGCAGCCAGCCCCACAGUUCAAAUGUUUUCUCCCCGCAAGUUGCCGUGGCCAACACUGGGCUACCUCCCUCACAGAUGGGGUUGCCCCCCUCCUCUCAAGUCCUGCCCCCCGGUGGGCCCCGGUCGGGCCUGCGACCCGCCUACCCCCAGCAUCUUUCCACCGCUCCAGGCUUCCCUCCUCAACAGUCAUUCCAGCCACAGCCCAUGUCAAGCAGUGGACCCUCCAUCUUCUCCCCUUCAGGCCCUCAGAUGCCGGGGGCCAGCCUGUCCGGACCCCCUCUGCCCCAGCUAUCCUCCCCAGCCCCUGGGGGCCUCUCCACCAUGCCCCCCUCCUCGCUCCCUUCCAGACCCAUGCCACCUGGCCCCCAGCCUAGAGGCCAUGUGCCCAUGUUUCCGGGGGCCCCUCACAACCAGGCCCAUCCACCCCCAACCGGCAGCUUGUACCAGCCCAUGGGGCUAGGGUACCCCCCAGGUGGCCCCGGAACUCCAGCCACCAAGUCAUUCUCUGCCCCGUCGGUACCCCCUCCUCCCACAGGCUUCUUUCCUUGGCUGAAUUCCCAUUUUGACGAUGAAGGAUCUCAGGAUGGCUGGAAUGAUCCGCCUGCAGUCCGUGGUGCUCCAAGGAAGAAGAAGGUUCCUGAUAACUACACCCCUCCCGCUCCCAUCACAGCCCCUGUGAUGGGCUUCCCAAUGGAGGCCACCCAACCCCACGAGGGCCCCCAGGUCCCACCAGGAGCCCCCCAGGAGCCCAACGUGCAGCUUCUCCAACAGCUGCCAGCAGAGAGGGUUGAGCAAAGGGAGAUCCCGGCUGAGCACAUGGUUCUCAAAAGCACCUUUGACAGCCUUGUGCAACGCUGCCAACUAGCUGCUGGAGACCCACAAACGAAAAGAAAACUUGAAGACGCGUCCAAACGCCUUGGUUAUCUCUACGACAAACUAAGAGAACAAAUGCUCUCUCACAAUAUCCUUGGGGGGUUACACGAGAUUAGCCGCUGUGUGGCCAGCCAAAACUACCAGCGCGGCUUGGAGGUCCACACCCAAGUGGUCAGCAGCAGCAACUUCAGCGAUAUCUCCGCCUUCAUGCCCAUCCUCAAAGUGGUCAUGACCAUAGCCAUCAAGCUGGGGGUCUGACCCGAUGACAAACACAGCCCAACUUCAGUGUUAUGGAUCCUGUUAUAUAAAUAUAUAUUUAUUUCUUAUUCAGCCUAACUCCAUGCGCUUUGACAUUGACUAUAUAAGCGAUUUAGUGAUUGUUCACUGUUUAACUUAUGUCUGGGAAGGCUUCGGAUUGUCUUUUAGGAUGUCUUAUUAAAGUUCUAAUUCAAUGAUUGGGAGGGAGUGUAUCGUUUUUUCGAACACAUUUUUCCAUCUCUGCGGUACAAUAGAAAUGGCCUAAUAUGUCUAACUGAAGGUGCCAUUACCUGGGUUUUUGGGCCAAAUCACGGCUACUGAAUGUAUUUAAUUGAAUUGUGUCAAAUUGCUGGAUUUAUUUUAAUGAUCAAUCGUAAAUAGUGCUGCCGUUGACGAUUGAGCUAUUGUUUGAGUUCUAUUUGUUUUCUGUUUGUUUGCACCCUCUUUGGUGUGCGUGUUAGUGAAAUGAUUUUACACCUGUCAUUCAAUACUGAUAAAGAUGGGAAAUCCCCACAUGACUAAGGAUAAAUAAAAAUACAACACUUUUUGUAAUAAUCUCAACUAUUUGGGGGAUUGCAAAUUGUGUAUAAUUUUUGCUAGUUAUGUUGUUAUUCUGCACUCCCAGUUGUAUUGUUGAAUUUACAGCUAAAAUUCCAGAUUUUGUUAAAUUUACCACUCAUUAUCUCGUUUACUGUAGAAAUGUGAUUUGUGUUUCCACAAUUUGGCGUGUGAAUGUGUUCUCACCAAAGCUGGUUCCUCCUUUUUUGUUAACUUGUGAAAGUGUCCAGUAAUGAAAUGUUGUACUUCAUUUCAUAGUCUAGAUGAUUCUGUGCUACAAAUAUUCUCCAUGAUGAGUUCAAAAGUAAUACUUUUUGGUGGAGUAUGGAAUUGAGUUGUGAGAAAGUAUGUGGUCUUAAGCUUGUAUGAAUUCAUUUUUCUCUAGUGGGAGACCAGUCAAAUGUAGGCCAGUGGCUUACUGUGCUACUGCCCAGUGCAAGGAUGCAUCAUAUGGCAGCAGAAGGCAUUAAAGUGCCUCAGUAAUCACUUGUUGACAAAUAUUUAUACAAUCCUUGUUGCUUACAUUAUGAUUUACUGCUGUAUUGAAUUUUUCAAAUAAAACCUGUAUCAAGGCUUA